Molecule: messenger RNA, 2969 nt
Organism: Phlebotomus papatasi
Lineage: Eukaryota; Metazoa; Arthropoda; Insecta; Diptera; Psychodidae
Product: probable ATP-dependent DNA helicase HFM1
Exons: 10
Coding region: 122-2866 (914 amino acids)
Molecular function (GO): ATP binding; nucleic acid binding
Source: RefSeq, a predicted model, not a curated record
UAUUGAGCAGUUUAACGAAGUGCAAGCCAAGCUUUUCAAUGAUUGCGUCUUUUCUGACGCUUCAUUGGUCGUCUCGGCGCCAACAGGAAGUGGGAAGACUACGAUUUUCCUGCUUGCCAUCAUGCAGGAACUUAUCAAGGUGAACUGGCCAGAAACAGAAAAAGAAAUCCGAUUGAUUUACGUUGCCCCAACACGAGCCCUGUGUUCGGAAAUUUUCGAGAAGUGGGAGGAAAAGUUCUCUCAGCUGGCCAUGAGAUGCUGUGAAGUGACUGGGGAGACAAGUGUGACGGAUUUGGCGGAACUGGAAAAGUAUCAUAUAAUUCUGACCACACCGGAGAAAUGGGACUCAUUGACGCGUCGCUGGCGCGAAAAUAUCAAUUUCCUCAUGUCCGUGAGACUCGUGAUGAUUGACGAGAUCCACCUUCUCAAUGAGGCACGUCGUGGUGCUGCACUUGAGGCAACAAUUAGCCGUAUCAAAAUUGGCGCCCUCAAGAGUGGCCACACCGUGCGGCUCAUUGGCAUUUCGGCAACAUUAGCAAAUGUGCAAGAUGUUGCAAAGUGGUUUGGUGAGGCAAACACGAAAGCUUAUACAAUAUCUAUCAAUUCACACGGUAGUGGUGUGGUUGAGAGGAUAGUGACGAUUGCACUGGGUGAAGAGGAGUCUUUUUUCAAAGUGGAUGCUAUUAUGAAUUGGCGAUUACCUGGGAUAUUGGAGAAAUAUUGGGAUGGGAAGCCAACAAUUGUGUUCUGUGGUACGAGAAUGUGUGCUGAGAAUACUGUCAAGUAUUUGAUGAAGAAUUUCGAUGUGGGAUUGAGGGCGGAUCAGGAAAAACUCCUGGAGAGUGUUACAAAUGAAAUUUUCAAUAGGGAUUUGAGGGAAUGUGUGAGGAUGGGGAUUGGUUUUCAUCAUGGGGGCCUGACAAUUGGAGAUCGUCUAAUUGUUGAACACAUGUAUAGAACGGGGAAUCUGCCUGUUCUUGUGUGUACACAAACUCUAGCCAUGGGAGUGAAUUUUCCAGCACAUUUGGUCAUUGUGAAGGCACCAAGUCCAAUCUCAGCCACUGAAAUGCUUCAGAUGACCGGACGAGCUGGUCGUGUUGGUCUCACGAGUGAUUGUGGUGUUGCUGUAAUUCUUACAAGGACAUGUCAUGCUGUGAUGUAUCAGAAUUUGCGUGGUAAAAUUUCACCCAUUGAAUCGACUCUGCAGGACAAUUUGGAGAAUUACAUGAAUAGCGAAGUAUUUGCGGGAAAUGUCUUUGACGAUGCCACAGCACUAAAAUGGAUAAAAUCGUCAUUUUUCUACGUGCGUCUGCUGAAAAAUCCCACUCACUACGGAUAUCACGAAGACACCGUUGAGAAUCAAUUAACAGAUGUCUGCAAGAGAACAAUUGAGAGUCUCAAAAAUCGGGGACUCAUUGAGGAAAAGAUUCAGGAUAAAACCACCUUCACUUCCACUAUUUAUGGUUCUCUGGUGGCUCGGUAUUUUCUGGAUCUGGACACACUGAAGUGUUUUCAGGAGGAGAUAACUGGCGGAGAAAAAUUAAUGCAACUCUUCAACAUUGUAUGCAAAUGCUCAGAAUUUCAGCAGUUUACGCUACGUGUUAGUGACAAGAAGAUCUUAAAUGAAUGGAAUACAUCUCACGAUAGCGCUGAUGAUGAUGAAUGUCCCACUGGACAGAGUAAACUGACACUUCGUUUUCCAAUCUCAGGGAAAAUUAAUUCAAUUCCAGCGAAAGUCUCGUGUAUCCUUCAGGCAAUGCUGGGCAAUUUAAAUGUGAGUGACACUCAUUUCCGUGAUGAAGCUGAUAAGAUGAUUAGUUUGGCCAGUCAUCUGACAAAGUGCUUACUGGAAGUUCUAAAAAUCUUUCAUGGGGAAAAGUAUUCAGCCGUACUGAACACUUUAAUCCUCUUGAAAUGCUUCACAGCGGAAUUGUGGGAGGAUUCCCCAUUUAUUUGUCGUCAAUUGUUAGAUAUUGACGAAAACACAGCUCAAUUGCUGGCAGAUAAUGGAUUUUGCACAUUUGAGGCACUACAUAAGACAAAUUUUGGAGCUAUUGAUCAAAUCCUUCCUGGAUGUCCAGAUAUAGCUAGAAAAAUCAUGGAGAAUGUUUCUAAAAUUCCUCAAUACUCAUUGAAAUUCUGCUGGAUCAAUAGCAGAACACUUUCCGUGAAAGUUUGCCAAAACAAUGAAUAUUGCGAGAAUGAGGCAAUAGCAGCUGCAUUGGUUGUUGGUGAUACAAAAAGCAAUUCUUUGUUAUUCUUCAGUGAGAAUGUAUUCGAAAACGGAAAUAACAUCGAGGUUACUGUUGAUAUCGAUAUCCAAUUCAGCAGCAUUCAUAUCCAUUUGAUUCAUCUCUCACUUGUUGGCGUUGAUGUACAUUUGGUUUUGGAUCAAAGAGAAAGGUAUACAAUGAAUAAUGCCAAGAUGCAGAAUAUGACCGCGCUUCUCGCAAUUCCUGCAGAAGUUCAGGAGAUUGACCUUGAACCUACGUGUUCGAAGAAGCCAAGAUUAGAUAGUGAUUGGAAGAACGAGGUUCAAGUGAUGGAAUUGUACGAAAAGUCCCUGAAGAGGGAAGAAAUUGAGAAUACAGGGGAGCCUUUUGAUCUGGGCAUUGAUUAUUUCUUCAGACAAUUGGAGUCCAAUACGAUGCAAAAGGCAGUAAAUAGGAAUACAGAUUUUUUUGCAAGUUCUGCGGAUUCUGCACCAAUGAUAAAGGGUAAAGUCAGUAAAGAUUGCAAAAUAGUCUUCGAGCAGGAAAUGACACGGAUACUUAAAAAGCAAUAUCAUAUGAAUUCUCGGAAUCUACAGAGUGAUUUUCGCAGGGGAAUUGAGGAUAUACUAACAGAAAAUGAUACAAAAUUCUGAUUCAAUGAAAAAUUGUAUUAAUUUCCCUUUAAAAUGAAUUAAUGAUGUCUUUAGUAAUAAAAUGUGCUAUGGCAUACGACUUUCCCAUUGGGAAAUUUAUCCA